Molecule: messenger RNA, 876 nt
Organism: Camellia sinensis
Lineage: Eukaryota; Viridiplantae; Streptophyta; Magnoliopsida; Ericales; Theaceae
Source: RefSeq, a predicted model, not a curated record
AUGGACUCCACUGUGAUCCUUACAACUUCCCUCUCUAAAUCUGAACUAGACAUUCACUCUAACUACAAAGAUAUAUCAGAGCACAUUGAAGACGCCACUGUCUACUUAGAUGCAGGAUGUACAGAGAGUUUCGAGUUUCUUGGGGCAUACCCUCUGCUACUAGAAGUUGGAGCACAUGCUGUUUGCAGCUUGGAAAACAUGUCUUCUCUUGAUAUGAUUGAUUUAGCAAUGUUUGGUGGUGAACUAUUGUGUCAGGAACAAUCACUAACUAAUGUGAAUAAUAGGAUGCAAAUGAAAACAAAACAUAGAUGUGGAUCAAAAUCAAUCCCGGUUAGGGUUCACAGCUCGAUAAUUGCAAAUGGAGAAGUUCCUGAUUUGGCAAAGUUUUACAAGUCCAUCCACUAUAAUUCGAACACACAUGAAUGGAUUUCGUCGGAGAGCCAAGCUAAUUAUGACAACAUGAUAAAGACGCAAGCCGAACACCUCUCGCAGAUUGGUGUGAUCCCUUUAAGCCAAGAGGAGUUGUCAUUUAAGGUGCUUAAGCCAAGGUCAGGUUAUGUGAAAGGACUCGGCUUGAGGCCUUCUUCUUCUAUGAAGACUACUGUUGUACUUGUUGAAAAUAGUGACUAUGUUCAACGCCUUGAGAUGCAAAUAGCACAGCAAAAUGAACAAAUUGCAAGGUUUCAAAAGUCAGAGAAGAAACAAAGCAAGAAGAUACAAAGUAUCAUAGAGUGUUUGACGCAGAAAGGUAUCACGGGAAAUUUUGAGAAUGAGGAAAGUUCAGAUUCUGAUGAACAAGCUUCUUGGAUCAUCCAGAAGGACAAGUUGACAACCGAAUCACUGAAUGUGUAUAAUGGACCCAAGGUAAUCUCAUGA